This is a messenger RNA of Chrysochloris asiatica (Cape golden mole), 962 nucleotides long. It is a transcript of the gene ENDOG, whose product is annotated as endonuclease G. The record is from RefSeq and is a predicted model, not a curated record. Gene Ontology annotation, molecular function: metal ion binding; single-stranded DNA endonuclease activity; RNA endonuclease activity. Bases 1 to 900 code for a protein of 299 amino acids. NCBI's taxonomy places the organism in Eukaryota, Metazoa, Chordata, Mammalia, Afrosoricida, Chrysochloridae. Gene Ontology annotation, cellular component: mitochondrial inner membrane; nucleus. The transcript is spliced from 3 exons. Gene Ontology annotation, biological process: apoptotic DNA fragmentation.
AUGCGAGUGCUACGCACCGGUCUGACCCUGGCGCUUGGCGCCGGGCUGGGCGUGGCCGCAGAGUGCUGGCGGGGGCGGCGGGAGACCACGCAGGCAGCGCCAGGACUCCUGGGUCGGCUACCCGUGCUGCCUGUGGCGGCGGCGGCCGCGCUCCCCGCGGUGCCCUCGGGACCGGCGAGCGGCGGCCCGGGCGAGCUAGCCAAGUACGGACUGCCGGGAUUGGCACAGCUCAAGAGUCGCGAGUCUUACGUGCUGUGCUACGACCCACGAAUUCGCAGCGCGCUCUGGGUGGUGGAGCAGCUGCGUCCGGAGCGGCUCCGUGGCGAGGGCGACCGAAAAUCGUGUGACUUCCGCGAGGACGACUCCGUGCACGCGUACCACCGCGCCACCAACGCCGACUACCGCGGCAGCGGCUUCGACCGGGGCCACCUCGCUGCCGCUGCCAACCACCGCUGGAGCCAGAAGGCUAUGGACGACACCUUCUACCUGAGCAACGUAGCGCCCCAGGUGCCCCACCUCAACCAGAAUGCCUGGAACAAUCUGGAAAAGUACAGCCGCAGCUUGACCCACACCUACCAAAAUGUCUAUGUGUGCACGGGGCCGCUCUUUCUGCCCAGGACAGAAGCUGAUGGGAAGUCCUACGUGAAGUACCAGGUAAUUGGCAAGAACAAUGUGGCAGUGCCCACACACUUCUUCAAGGUGCUGAUCCUGGAGGCAGCAGGUGGGCAAAUUGAGCUCCGUUCUUAUGUGAUGCCCAACGCACCUGUAGAUGAGGCAAUCCCACUGGAGCGCUUCCUGGUACCCAUUGAGAGCAUCGAGCGGGCCUCAGGGCUACUCUUUGUGCCAAACAUCUUGGCACGGGCAGGCAGCCUCAAGGCCAUCACAGCUGGCAGCAAAUGAGGGCGGUGGCCGACCAAAACUGGAAUUAUGGGACUGGGUUGCAUUAAAGUUGGUUAUUUUUG